Molecule: messenger RNA, 909 nt
Organism: Plasmodium berghei ANKA
Lineage: Eukaryota; Apicomplexa; Aconoidasida; Haemosporida; Plasmodiidae
Product: BIR protein
Exons: 3
Coding region: 1-909 (302 amino acids)
Source: RefSeq, a predicted model, not a curated record
AUGUCUUUUAGAGUGUGUUAUAUAAUUAGUGAGAUUGAUAAUUUUGCUAAUGAUCCGAAAAACCAGGGAGGACAUAAUUCUAUUGGUUAUUUUAAGUAUUAUUGCCCUGAUAAUAACUGUGAUACUGAUGUCAAAAAAGUUAUUUCUACUUUUAUAGCAUUAGUAACUUUAUUUAAUGGUAUUAAUCAUAAUGAAAAAUUAGAGAGUGAUAAAAUUGCUGAAUAUGCUAUUUUAUGGUUAAGUUAUAAACUAAAUCAAAAAACACAAAAUGGAAACACCAAAUUAUACGAUUUUUAUACUGAACAUAUAAACACAAAUAGUAAAUAUAAUGAGCAUAUAACUAAUGAUUUUAAUAUUAAUAAGAGUGUUAUAGAAAAUAAAAUAAAAUUGAUGAAUAUGAAUAUUAAAGAUAUAUCUAAAUUUUAUGAUGCAUUUAAAAAAUUAUGUGAAAUGUAUACUGAAUUUGAUGACGACAAUAAAAAUUGCACAAACUGUUCGGGAAAAGCUAAAGAAUUUGUUGAAAAAUAUAAAGACCUUAACAAAGAUUAUAAUAACACUAAUAACAGUUCCUAUAAUAAAAUGUUGUCUACUUUAUCAACUGAUUAUAAUAAUUUAAAAAAUAAAUGUAAAAAUGUUCAAAAUAGCAAGUUUCCACUCCUUCCAGAGAUAAAAACAACACAAAUUUCUGUAAAAAGUUCUGAACAAACUUCUGCACAAACAUCUGAAGUUGCAUCAUCAAGGUCGUCGAUAGGAAACAACUUAUUUACAGUUUUAUCGGUAUUUGGUGCAAUAGCAUUAUUUUUAGGAAUUGGAUAUAAGCAUUCGUUAUUUGGAUUUCGGAGAAAAGUUCAAAAAAAUUUAAGAAAAAAGCUAAAAUCAUUAAGAAGAAAAUGGAUAAUUAGUAUAUGA